Physeter macrocephalus (sperm whale) is the source of this 1765-nucleotide messenger RNA. RefSeq names its product RELT like 2 (gene RELL2). The coding region runs from base 809 to 1720 and encodes 303 amino acids. Lineage: Eukaryota; Metazoa; Chordata; Mammalia; Artiodactyla; Physeteridae. The transcript is spliced from 7 exons. The record is from RefSeq and is a predicted model, not a curated record. Gene Ontology annotation, biological process: positive regulation of cell-substrate adhesion; positive regulation of p38MAPK cascade.
UGAGAGGGCCAUUUCCUUCCGGGCGGGGGUCAAAUCCUCGGGAAGCCGAGCCAUCCCGUCCAACUACCUGUCCCAAACGGGGCGCAGGCCAUGUCACCUCUCUAGGAGGCUCCGGAGAACCGGCCACGCUGUCCCUUUCGGGUGCAGAAAGCCGGCUCCCCCCGGCCCGCUGGGAAGAUUCCCUGCUACACAUCCGGCCGGGGCAUCUGAGGGCAGGAGCCAAGCCAGCCGUGCCCGAUAGACCAGUAGAGAGCACUCUCGCCUGACUGCCUGUCCUUCUCACCGGACCCAGACUCGGCACCGCACACUCCCCCGACGCGGGGUCGGGGAAGCGGGGGGAGCGGCGCAGUCACGCGCGCAUCACACUUGCGCUCACAAGCGCGCAAGGCUCUCGCUCUCCGCCCGGCACACCUGCGCUCCGCCCCCUGGUCCCGGGCCGGCGACGGUCGAAGGCUUUUGGGAACCCAGGGUGGCGGCGGCGGCGUCCCCGUUCUCUUUCCCUUCCCAGGGCUGGAGUUGUCCGGAGCCUCUCCCCGGUCCCAACCAGCCCGCAUCCCUCUCCAUCCUUCCCUCCCCCCGCCUGCCGCGGCACGGGUAUCUGCGGCCGCAGCCCGGAGCCCUUGAGGCGGCGAGGGGGGGAGGGGAAGAAAGCAAGGGAUGAGCGCCGGGAGGGCGUCGGGGGCCCUGAGCCGGACUAGGACGCCCCUGGAACCGGAACCCGAGCCGGAGCCGGAGCCAGAGCUAAACCACCGCUGCAGCCCCCUAACCCCAGGAGGCGCCCUGGCCAGCGCUCGCCCCCCAGGGCCUCAUGUCGGAACCACAGCCUGACCUGGAGCCGCCCCAACAUGGGCUGUACAUGCUCUUCCUGCUUGUGCUGGUCUUCUUCCUCAUGGGCCUGGUAGGCUUCAUGAUCUGCCACGUGCUCAAGAAGAAAGGCUACCGCUGCCGCACCUCGAGGGGCUCGGAGCCUGAUGACACCCAGCUCCAGCCCCCUGAGGACGAUGACAUGAAUGACGACACGGUAGAGAGGAUUGUUCGAUGCAUCAUCCAAAAUGAAGCCAAUGCUGAGGCCUUGAAGGAGAUGCUGGGGGACAGUGAAGGAGAAGGGACAAUGCAACUGUCCAGUGUGGAUGCCACCUCCAGCUUGCAGGACGGAGCCCCCUCCCAUCAUCACACAGUACAUCUGGGCUCCGCAGCCCCUUGCAUCCACUGCAGCCGCAACAAGAGACCCCCACUUGUCCGUCAGGGACGCUCCAAGGAAGGAAAGAGUCGCCCCCGGCCUGGGGAGACCACUGUGUUCUCCGUGGGCAGGUUCCGGGUGACACACAUUGAGAAGCGCUAUGGGCUGCAUGAACAUCGUGAUGGCUCCCCCACGGACAGGAGCUGGGGAUCUGGUGGGGGGCAGGACCCAGGGGGUGGCCAGGGGUCUGGCGGAGGGCAGCCCAGGACAGAGAUGCCUGCCAUUGAGAGCCUUCCCCCUGAGAGGCCACAGCCCCAGGCCCUUGCCAGCCCCCCAGUGCAGAAUGGAGGACUCAGGGACAGCAGCCUAGUCCCUCGUGCACUUGAGAGGAGCCCUGGAGCCUCUGCAGAGUCGAUGCUGGGGGCUGGGGGGAGGGGCCCAAGCCCAGGGCUGGCCAGUCAAGAGGAAAAUGGACAGCCAAGCACACCGGACACCUCAGAUCACCAGGUGUCCCCACCACGGGGGGCAGGGGGUGUGUGAGGUGAGUCUGCCUGGGCCCCAAGUCAAAUAAUCUCAUCCUCCCAC